Messenger RNA from Clonostachys rhizophaga, 357 nucleotides. Lineage: Eukaryota; Fungi; Ascomycota; Sordariomycetes; Hypocreales; Bionectriaceae. The record is from the annotation of a GenBank genome assembly.
GAAGAAAAGAGCAAGGCCGUUCUCGUCGCAAUCUUGUGGUCUUCUGCAUUCCUACACCGUACAUUCAUCACCCCACCACGGGCUCAUUCCGCGACUCCCCUCCAGAGCACCGUCUAUUGGCUGCUUUGCUUCCUAUCGAGUCAGAUCCACGACAGCACAAGUGCAUCGAUACACGGGCGCCAUACCCAGACCGCAGCCAUGAAGAAGAACGACGUCAUCGCCAUCAUUGUCAUCAUCUUGUUCUUGGUGCUGGCCGGUGUCGCCUUUGGCAUUGCGACUCUUGUGCACCAGUUCCGGAGGCAAACAGACGGCUCGCACAGUGGAAGCAGCGGCAGCAGCAGUAGCAGCGAUGAUUAA